Messenger RNA from Cetraspora pellucida, 924 nucleotides. Lineage: Eukaryota; Fungi; Glomeromycota; Glomeromycetes; Diversisporales; Gigasporaceae. The record is from the annotation of a GenBank genome assembly.
AUGGCACAAGCUAUAACUAAAGUUAUUAAUAAAAUGCAAUAUAGAGUAGCCUCUAUGAGGACAAUUGGCAAAUAUCAUAAAAGUUUUAUUGAUUUUUUAAUUGUUUUUAUGUCUAUUAGCACUUUAGCAACUUGUUGGCUUACAGCAAAUUUUGCUGGUCCAACAAUUCAAUUUUUACAAUAUAAAAGAAAUAAACCAGAUAAGAACUAUAAUAUUUAUGGAAUUAAUAUAUCAAGCUUUUCAGAUAUUGUUACAAUAUGGCACAAAGCAUAUAAUUAUAAUGGUCCUACUAUAUGUGCAAAAGAUCAAACAAAGGUUGCAGAAUUAAUUAAAGUUUGUAAACAUCAACAAAAAUGGAUUAAAUGUAUACUUAUUAAUAGUAUUACAAUUUCAACAACUAUGAUAUUUAAAGAACUUCAUAAUAAAAUUAAUAGUUUUAAAAAAGCAACAUAUAUUACUGUUUAUGCUCUUUUAGCUUGUAUUUCAGAAAUACCACCUGUUGUAAUUUCUGUUAUUCCAUCUGAUCAAAAGAAAAUAAUUGAACUUAAUUAUUAUAAUAACAAUUUAGUUAUAAAAGGAUUAUAUUAUGCUAGUGCUAUGACUAUUGGUUUAUAUUUUGAUGAUGCUACUUUAGAUAAAAAUUGGUUAGGUGAAAUUUAUAGCAAAAGUCCAGUUUUUUCUCAAAAAUUGAUACUUAAAUCAAUUUUAAAAGAAAAUUCAGAAGUUUAUUCAGGUUUAGCAAAUGAUAUACUUAAUCCUAAAAAUAAACAAUCAGAUAAAUUAGCAAAAAGAUUUUUUUUAUCAACUGUUUUAAAAGCUGAAGAAAAAUUUAAUUUAUUGGCAAAAGAAGAAUUAGAUUUAUCUGAAUCAGAUUUUAACAAAUUAUCUGAACUUAAUGAAUUGUUGACUAAACAUCAACAAUAA